AUUUUUGGUGUAAGUGUAGCAUGGUCCUAAAUUUAAUUACUAAACUGAACUUUUAACUAAGCCCAGCCCAUUUAAUCUCUCUCUCUCUGUUUUUUUGUCGUUGUCUUCUCCCCCCUUUCGCGCCAAUUUAGCCCUAGCCUGCAGGCUGCAACAAUGGUAACAGGGAUUUCUCCAUCUGCAGCUCCGGAGGAAGGAAUUUUAGAUCUUUGGCCCAUUGAAGGCAAAAGAUCUUCACUUUGAGGAAAUUAAAGAAAUACAAGGAGGAGGAAGAUAGUUAUUCUUGUCUUCUUGAAGAUUUAACUAUAGUGGGGGAGUGGUUGGUUAUGGAACCAGUGCAAGGAGGGGCAGAAGCAGUACUAAAGCUUCAACCGAACGCAUCCGUUUCUAUUGCCUACCAUCCUCUCUUUGGACCCCAUGAUGAUCUAAUGCUUCUCGAACUUGAUGAGAAAUUCGUCCCUGAUUUUCUACACCAAAGUGUAACAUUGAGAGGGCAACCAGACGAAGAUGCAGUGCUGUGCACAGAGUCAAAAACAUAUGCCCUCAAAUUUGUAGGGACAUCAAACUCCGUUUGCCUUAUUCCUCCAAUGGACCAAUCAAUCUCAGAGGAUGUUACUAUGCUGAGUAGUAAUGACAAGACAACUGUUUCUUCUGUCCUGAAAGUGGCACCUGGCUGUAUGGAACUGGUCGAGGUUGCUCCAAGAUUGGACAAACUCAAAAUGCUUCUCUCCAAGAAUCCUUAUAGUUUUGAUGACGAAGACAAGGCUUCUGAAAUGGACAUCUCAGAAUCUUUAUAUACGUGGGAUGAUCUCGUGGAGAGUGUUCAAGCCAGUGAUGAGGAGCUGAGAUCUGGCUUACAAGCUCUGCCAGCUGUGGAGAUUAACGGGUAUUGGAGAAUUUUAGAUGAAAAAUAUAUGGAUGGAGUUCUGAACAUGCUCCUGCACAACUCAAUUCUCAAGAACUGGUCUCUGGACGCGCUGGUAGAAAAUGAAGUUCUUCAAGUGCUGGAAGGAGACGGAUUCCCUAAGAAAAUCGCAAGGCAUUGUUUGGAAGUCUACGCGGUUAGGGAUGAAGAAGAAGAAGGCUCCGUUUGGAGAAUGGAUGAGAAGAAAAUAUGUGUACGCUUUGCAAGAGAGAUACUGAGGGGAGGGAAGAAGAUGAAGGUGGAAGGUUUCAUGGAGGAAUGGAGACGGAAGAUUCCAGAUGGUAUGGAUGCGAGUUUCGAGAUGCUUGAAGGGGAAGUGUUGACAGAAACGAUUGGGAUAGAGGCAUGGGUAUAUGCAUUUAGCGUGUCUUCGUUGUCGUCCGUUCCUGCUGAGAGGUUUCCAAAGCUUUUCCAGGAAAGGGCAAAAUGGGAAUGGAAGGAUUUGCAGCCAUAUGUCAGGGAUCUAAGGGUGCCGGGGAUGUCGCUCGAAGGGUUGCUUCUAAAGUACACGCGAAGAACGCAACCAACAGCGGAUUCAGAACCCGUAUUCAGCGCGAGAUAGAUAGAUCCAUAGAUAGAUAGAUAGAUUAAUGAAUGGAUACUCCCAACCAUUUGUAUUGCAGUGUUUGCAUAAGAGUUCUGAUCUGGAUUAAUAGUCUAUCAUUAGUUUUGUACGUUUCCCUAUAAAUAUGUUGAUAGAGCACAUUACAGUUUAACAGUUCAUAAGACUAUAUUUCUGAAGACUUGCGUCUCCUCCCUCCUAAAAUUAAACUCUCAAUUCAUUC
Messenger RNA from Cuscuta campestris, 1707 nucleotides. The record is from the annotation of a GenBank genome assembly. NCBI's taxonomy places the organism in Eukaryota, Viridiplantae, Streptophyta, Magnoliopsida, Solanales, Convolvulaceae.